UGCCGUCCAAACUAACGGGAGUGUCAUUUCCUGCCGUUAGCUCUUUAGGAAAGUAUUUCACAUAUCGCUUCUGUUUGUUUUACGAGCGGUUUCUGUUAGCUGCCAUAAAACUCAGCUUCGCUCGCGCGCCUCUUUUGAGAUUCGAUCCUGAAAAAACAAACCGUGAUAACUAGCUUCAUUAUUGGCGUGUGUCGUAUUAAGUGCUCAGAUAAAAGCUAAUUUUUGUGUUUAGUUGCAAGGAAAUGGCAGGAAACGUUUGUUUUAAAGUCUUAACGGCUGCUCCGCUAAAAAAGCCUUUGACGUUCUUUUGUCCUAAUUUUUAGCUACCAGUAGUUUGUGUGUGUAGCCUGUUCUGGCUGUAAAAUGUGGUCUGGUAGUCAAAAGGCAGACUUGAGACAGCACAGGUUAGACAUAAGGAGGCUGCUUAAUCUGGAUUAUUAGAUUGGAUCUGGUUGCUCACACAGAUCGAGGAUUCAGAUCGUUGUGACCUCUAAAUCUAAGCGUUGAACCAUUCGCUUCCUCAACUGACACAGACUGUUUUUUUUUCUUUCAACGCCAGGGACACGUUUUACAUUUACAUAAACUUCCUGGUAAAAUCAGUCACCUACACUUCCUUUAGCAGAUUUUUUCUUUUUUUUUUCUUUUUACAGUCAGUGCAAAGGAAACACACUAACUGUGAUUAGUAACUGACAGGUUUUUUUAAUGGGACACAAUAUAUAAAGUGUUUGGUUAAAAACCAGUCGGAUAAAAGGUUUUCAUGAAGAUACACAUUCUUGUACUACAGUUAAACUGCACACCCUGAGGGAGAAUCAGCGUAUCUGGCAUGUGGGCCGGUGUUGGCAGGCAGAAGAUGCUAUGGCAAAAAAAAACAGAAAUACUCUCCCAUCCACAGGCUUUAAAAACUGCUCCAACGGUGGAUGAACUUUGCUUUUUGACGCUGCUGAUAUUAAAAGUGGAGUAAAAACCCACAAGGUCCACUUGUCCCCUGAGGAUGUUAUUUGGAAAGCUGUUUUUAAAUAUGGAGAGUCUGAAGUUGAUUUGAAAUUUUGUAUUGAUUUCUUGUCUUUUCCAAAAUUUUACGUUUUUUUUUUGUGACCGUGGAAAUACUGGAUGACCUCAUUUUGAUCAUCGAAAUACAGCACAACAGAAAAACCUUGAGGGAUAUGUCGGCUUUGCAAGCCUCCCGAACCAAGUUUACAGGAAGUCUGUGAAGAGGGGGUUUGAGUUCACGCUGAUGGUUGUGGGUGAAUCCGGUCUGGGCAAGUCGACGCUCAUCAACUCGUUGUUCCUAACAGACCUUUACUCGGCAGAAUAUCCCGGACCUUCACAUCGAAUCAAAAAGACUGUACAGGUGGAGCAGUCCAAAGUGCUAAUAAAAGAGGGCGGAGUCCAGCUGCUUCUAACAAUAGUUGACACCCCAGGAUUCGGAGAUGCCGUCGACAACAGCAACUGCUGGCAACCGGUCAUCGACCACAUAGACAGCAAGUUUGAAGAUUAUCUGAACGCAGAGUCGCGGGUCAACCGACGACAGAUGCCCGACAGCCGGAUCCACUGCUGUCUGUACUUCAUCGCUCCGUCAGGACACGGCCUGAAGCCGCUGGACAUCGAGUUCAUGAAACGGCUGCAUGAGAAAGUCAAUGUCAUCCCGCUGAUUGCCAAAGCAGACACCCUCACCCCAGAGGAAUGCCAGCAGUUCAAGAAGCAGAUCAUGCGGGAAAUCCAGGAGCACAAAAUUAAGAUCUACGAAUUUCCGGAGACGGACGACGAGGAGGAGAACCGGCUCGUGAAAAAAAUCAAAGACAAGCUCCCGCUGGCUGUUGUUGGAAGUAACACCAUCAUCGAAGUGAACAGCAAGAGAGUCCGAGGAAGACAAUACCCCUGGGGGGUUGCAGAAGUGGAGAACAGCGACCAUUGUGACUUCACCAUCCUCAGGGACAUGCUCAUCAGAACUCAUAUGCAGGACCUAAAGGACGUGACCAACAACGUCCACUACGAGAACUACCGCAGCAGGAAGCUGGCCGCCGUCACCUACAACGGACUGGACAACAACAAGGGCAAAGGACAGCUCUCCACCAAACUUGACACAGUUGAAGGAAAGAGCCCCCUGGCCCAGAUGGAGGAGGAGAGGCGAGAGCACGUGACCAAGAUGAAGAAGAUGGAGAUGGAGAUGGAGCAGGUGUUUGAGAUGAAAGUCAAGGAGAAAGUGCAGAAGCUGAAAGACUCUGAAGCAGAGCUUCAGCGGCGUCACGAACAGAUGAAGAAGAACCUGGAGGCUCAGCACAAAGAGCUGGAGGAGAAGAGACGUGUCUUUGAGGAGGAGAGAGCCAACUGGGAGGCUCUGCAGCGCCAGGAGCAGCUGAAGCAGGAGGCCUCCAAGACUCUGGACAAAAACAAGAAGAAAGGCAAGAUCUUCUAAGCACAGCCGGCAGAUCCGCCUCCAGAUCGGGGUUCUGUCGCUUUUCCAACGAUGUCAGGAGACGAGCGUACGGCGCCAACACUGCACCCAUCUCCUCCUCUUCCAUUUUCCUCCUAUUUUUUUUUCCUCCCCUCUGUGCUCCUACCACCCCGUGCCAGCAGAGGGAGCUCUGUGGACAGAUUUUUUUUUUGUGGGGGGAGGAUUCCAUCCCUGCAACGGGACUCAUCAUCAAAAAAUGUUUACCCUAACGAAAGGAAAAAUAACCCACUUUUAGAAAAGCCAAACUUAUAUUUUAAUUAUUCUUGAUGUUAUUAUUAUUAUUGUUGUUGUUACUGUUAUAACUGAAUACUGUCCUCAACCUUCCAGCUACUGCUGCUGCCCCCCCCCUCCCACAGGGUGGCUUUGGGCACGAUGAGACAAAACUAUUGUACAAUCAGUUUUUGGUGCAAUGUCAACGUUUACCGAAAGACGACAGCGUCAGUGUUUGAACGUGAGCUGGUGUGUCAGAGAGAAGGCCUUCAGUUUUCCUGCCGCCCUCCUCACAUCCAAUAAAGAGAAACCCUGAAACGACCCCGCCCCCCUUUUUUUUGUAUACUCCUUUUUCUGUUCUGAAACUUUCCUCUGUUUUUCUAGCUCUUUCCACUAGCAUCGGAUCACCAUUUAUGUCAUAAGUGUUAUACUUCACUUUAGUUUAUUUUUAUAUAUAUAUAUAAAUAUAUUUACCAAACCAGCUGAAGUACUGACUUCUUUUGUAUGUUUGGAGAAAAAAAAACUCAGACUUGGCAGCAUCUUCAUGUUUAGAAAAAAAUAGUUUCUGAAAGUGUUUGGAAAAACGCGGAUCAGUGGAAAGGAAGAGUCAACAACACAUUUUUGCUUUGGCUGUGUUACUCCAUCUGUAUUUUUAAUUUUAUUUUUCAUUUGUAAUGUACAAAGUCACUUAAUAAACCUGUGAUGGCA
Messenger RNA from Oryzias latipes (Japanese medaka), 3373 nucleotides. It is a transcript of the gene septin7b, whose product is annotated as septin 7b. The record is from RefSeq and is a predicted model, not a curated record. Lineage: Eukaryota; Metazoa; Chordata; Actinopteri; Beloniformes; Adrianichthyidae. Gene Ontology annotation, cellular component: septin complex. Gene Ontology annotation, molecular function: GTP binding.